GCACUGGUUGCCUCCUUCCCCCCCGAGCGGAGCUGCGGGGCCGGCCGGGCCGGGGCGGACCCCGGGAACCCGGACACGGCCGCCCGGGCCCGCGGGCGGGGGGAUCGGCGGGGGUAAGGGGCGGCAGAGGCAGCCACCAUGGAGUUCCGUCAGGAGGAGUUUCGGAAGCUGGCGGGUCGCGCCCUCGGGAGGCUGCACCGCCUUCUGGAGAAGCGGCAGGAAGGUGCAGAGACGCUGGAGCUGAGCGCUGACGGGCGCCCUGUGACGACGCAGACCCGGGAACCCCCUGUCGUGGACUGCACCUGCUUCGGCCUCCCGCGCCGCUACAUCAUCGCCAUCAUGAGCGGCCUGGGCUUCUGCAUCAGCUUUGGCAUCCGCUGCAACCUGGGCGUGGCCAUCGUCUCCAUGGUCAACAACAGCACCACCCACCGCGGGGGCCACGUGGUGGUGCAGAAAGCUCAGUUCAGCUGGGAUCCAGAGACGGUCGGCCUCAUACACGGCUCCUUUUUCUGGGGCUACAUUGUCACCCAGAUUCCCGGAGGAUUUAUUUGCCAAAAAUUCGCAGCCAACAGGGUCUUCGGCUUUGCUAUCGUGGCUACGUCCACUCUAAACAUGCUGAUCCCCUCGGCUGCCCGCGUCCACUACGGCUGCGUCAUCUUCGUGAGGAUCCUGCAGGGGUUGGUAGAGGGGGUCACGUACCCCGCCUGCCACGGGAUCUGGAGCAAAUGGGCCCCACCCUUAGAGCGGAGUCGCCUGGCGACCACGGCUUUUUGCGGUUCCUAUGCUGGGGCGGUGGUCGCGAUGCCCCUCGCCGGGGUUCUGGUGCAGUACUCGGGAUGGAGCUCCGUUUUCUAUGUCUACGGCAGCUUCGGGAUCUUCUGGUACCUGUUCUGGCUGCUUGUCUCCUACGAGUCCCCGGCGCUGCACCCCAGCAUCUCGGAGGAGGAACGCAAGUACAUCGAGGACGCCAUCGGCGAGAGCGCCAAACUCAUGAACCCCCUCACGAAGUUCAGCACCCCCUGGAGGCGCUUCUUCACGUCCAUGCCGGUCUACGCCAUCAUUGUGGCCAACUUCUGCCGCAGCUGGACGUUCUACCUGCUCCUUAUCUCGCAGCCCGCCUACUUCGAAGAGGUGUUCGGCUUCGAGAUCAGCAAGGUGGGCCUGGUGUCCGCGCUGCCCCACCUGGUCAUGACCGUCAUCGUGCCCAUCGGCGGCCAGAUCGCCGACUUCCUGCGGAGCCGCCGCAUCAUGUCCACCACCAACGUGCGCAAGCUGAUGAACUGCGGGGGCUUCGGCAUGGAAGCCACGCUGCUGCUGGUGGUCGGCUACUCGCACUCCAAGGGCGUGGCCAUCUCCUUCCUGGUCCUCGCCGUGGGCUUCAGCGGCUUCGCCAUCUCUGGGUUCAACGUGAACCACCUGGACAUCGCGCCGCGCUACGCCAGCAUCCUCAUGGGCAUCUCCAACGGCGUGGGCACCCUCUCUGGCAUGGUGUGUCCUAUCAUCGUGGGCGCCAUGACCAAGCACAAGACUCGGGAAGAGUGGCAGUACGUGUUCCUAAUUGCCUCCCUGGUGCACUAUGGGGGUGUCAUCUUCUACGGGGUCUUCGCUUCCGGAGAGAAGCAGCCGUGGGCGGAGCCGGAGGAGAUGAGUGAGGAGAAGUGCGGCUUCGUCGGCCACGACCAGCUGGCUGGCAGUGAUGACAGCGACAUGGAGGACGAGGCUGAGCCCCCCGGGGCGCCCCCUGCCCCUCCUCCCUCCUACGGGGCCACACAGAGCACAAUUCUGCCCCCGAGGCCCCCGCCCCCUGUCCGGGACUACUGACCAUGUGCCUCCCACUGAAUGGCAGUUUCCAGGACCUCCGCUCCACACAUCUUUGGCCUGAGUGACAGUGUCGAGGAACCCCACUCCCCUCAGGCCUAAGGCGCACUCUUCCUUGUUCCCAGUGCUGUCAAAUCCUCUUUCCUGCCCAAUUGCCUCUCAAGGGUAGUGAAGCUGCAGUUUGGCAGUUUCAAGGAUACCGAAUUACCCCAAAGGCCUCCCUACAGGAUUCCAGGCUCCCUUCCCCAUUCCUUCUGCCUCAGUGGUCUCCAACCUCUCCUUUCAGGGCUUUAUUUGGAUGGACAAUUCAACUUCUUACUCUCGCGAUUUUAAGGCACUUUCCCUUUCCCUUAACCCCAGGGACUCUCAGGCUAACCCCUGAGAUUACUCAGCCCCUCUCUCCUUUCAGAGAAAUUCUAGAAGUUCCAAAUCGCUCCGAACUCUAUUCUGCAUUCUCCAGGUUGGUUUAACCAAUCACCCAUCCCCGCCAUUCCAGGGAUUGAUUCUCACCAGCGUUUCUGAAAGAAAAUGGCAGUUUCAAGUACCCGCCCCACCUUGCACUUCCCCUCUCCACUCCCACCCCGAUGCUGAGAUCUCCUGCUGCAGCACCAAUUUCCCUGAGACCUUCUCCCUAGCUUGGCACAAUGUCUAGGGAAACAACCAAAAUGGUGGUUUUAACACUAUGCUUCUCUCAGCCCCCAUGCACUUUCUCUGACACGGAUUUCAGGUCUAAACAGUGGCUGCUCAAGUCCACCUACACCACGGUUUGAAGCCACCACUGUUAAACUUCCCCAUGGUGGUCUCAAGAUUCCCCUCUUCCCCCCAAUUCCUUGCACUUUAGUUUCCUGGGUGGUUUCAAACUGCCCUCAGUUUCUCAGUGGCCAUUCGUCGUGUCCCUCAGGGACUAAAUGAUUUAAAGUCUGGGCUCCUUCACCUCUCAGACACCCCCUCUUUUGGCUUAGAGUUUGGGGGGAACGUAUAUUGGAGGCGUCACAGCAUCCCAGGAAAGGGAACGGGGCUGGGAAGAGGGCUGUUUUUCCCGGGGCAGGGUUGUGUCUUUGUGUCUCUGUCUCCGUGACUGUAAAACCUGCCCCGCCCCACUCCCAAUAAAAUGCUUUGGUGUACA
Messenger RNA from Choloepus didactylus (southern two-toed sloth), 2944 nucleotides. It is a transcript of the gene SLC17A7, whose product is annotated as solute carrier family 17 member 7. The transcript has 12 exons. Gene Ontology annotation, biological process: transmembrane transport; synaptic transmission, glutamatergic; neurotransmitter loading into synaptic vesicle. Gene Ontology annotation, cellular component: excitatory synapse; synaptic vesicle membrane. Bases 139 to 1821 code for a protein of 560 amino acids. The record is from RefSeq and is a predicted model, not a curated record. Lineage: Eukaryota; Metazoa; Chordata; Mammalia; Pilosa; Megalonychidae. Gene Ontology annotation, molecular function: neurotransmitter transmembrane transporter activity; L-glutamate transmembrane transporter activity.